Messenger RNA from Colletotrichum karsti, 8856 nucleotides. RefSeq lists its product as uncharacterized. Bases 1 to 8856 code for a protein of 2951 amino acids. Gene Ontology annotation, biological process: secondary metabolite biosynthetic process; fatty acid biosynthetic process. The transcript is spliced from 3 exons. Lineage: Eukaryota; Fungi; Ascomycota; Sordariomycetes; Glomerellales; Glomerellaceae. The record is from RefSeq and is a predicted model, not a curated record. Gene Ontology annotation, molecular function: fatty acid synthase activity.
AUGCCUGUCAACGCCGACAUGCCUUCCAACAGUUCAGCCCUGGCCUCAGAGCCCAUUGCCAUUGUUGGCAGCUCUUGCCGUUUUGCCGGCGAUGCCAGCUCGCCAUCGAAACUAUGGGAACUUCUAAGUAAACCACGAGACGUCAGAAGCGAGAUCCCAGAAAGUCGGUUUAACGCCAAAGGCUUUUACCACAAAAACCCCUCACAACAUGGACACAUGAACGUUCUACACUCUUACCUGCUCAACGAGGACCUGCGGGUGUUUGACGCCGAGUUCUUUGGCAUCAACCCCGUUGAGGCCCGAGCGAUGGAUCCGCAACAGCGCAUGCUCUUGGAGAUAGUCUACGAAGCCAUUGAAUCUGCCGGCCUGAGUAUCGAAGGUCUCCGCGGGAGUGAUACCGGAGUGUAUGCUGGUCUCAUGUGCGGCGACUACGAGGCCAUGCUCCUUCGCGACCUGGACCAAGCACCUACCUAUUUUGCUGUGGGAACAUCACGCGCAGUCCUCUCAAAUCGCGUGUCUUACUUCUUCGACUGGCACGGCGCAUCGGUUACCAUUGAUACCGCCUGUUCUUCCAGUUUAGUCGCUGUUCACCAGGCCGUCCGGGCCCUUCGCGCCGGAGAUUCAAAGAUGGCUGUGGCCUGCGGUUCGAACCUCAUCUUGGGCCCUGAGAUGUACAUCAUCGAGAGUAAGCUGAAAAUGCUUUCUCCAGAUGGACUCAGCCGGAUGUGGGACGCCGAUGCCAACGGUUACGCUCGUGGAGACGGAGUAGCCGCUGUCGUCCUCAAAACGCUCAGUCAAGCGCUACGGGACGGUGACAGGAUCGAGGCCAUCAUUCGCGAGACCGGCGUCAAUCAAGACGGAGCCACGCCAGGCUUGACGAUGCCGAGCGCCAGCGCGCAGCGAGCGUUGAUUCACAGCGUCUACAAGAAAGCCGGUCUCGAUCCGGAGAACCCAAGCCAUUGGCCGCAGUAUAUUGAAGCACAUGGCACCGGAACGCCAGCCGGUGAUCCUGUUGAAGCUGAAGCUCUCAGCAGCGCUUUCUUCGGUGCUGGAAAAGAGGCCAAAGACGGGCCCAUCUAUACCGGUUCGAUAAAGACCGUACUGGGUCACACGGAGGGCACUGCAGGCAUUGCAGCUCUUUUGAAGGGUGUCAAGGCCAUGCAGAAUUCUACUGUGCCGCCGAAUCUUCUUUUCAACCGGCUGAACCCUGCAGUGGCACCUUUCUAUGGCAACAUCCAGAUCGCAACACAACCACUCCCAUGGCCAACAGUUGCCCCGGGUCAACCAAAGCGAGUCAGUCUGAACAACUUUGGCUUCGGCGGCACGAACGCUCACGCCAUCCUCGAAAGCUACGUACCGCCGGGCAGCAAUGGCUCCAAUGAUACCUCCGCGGCCCUGACGCCGUUUGUGUUCUCGGCGGCAUCAGAAGAAUCUCUUCGAGCCAACCUCUCCGCCUAUGUGUCUUACAUCGACAGCCAUCCUGAGACGAAUGUCCGCGAUUUGGCUUACACGCUGAGGGAACGUAGGUCCAUCCUCCCGUAUCGUGUGUCCUUCUCGGCGACGUCGCUGGAAGACCUUGGUUCUAAGAUUCGGGCUCGACUGGACAACGGUUCAUCCGAUGUUCUUGGAGUACGAACGUGGGCGGCAACGUCCAAGAACAAGUUGUCUUCGAAAGUCAUGGGUGUCUUCACCGGCCAGGGAGCCCAGUACGCCCGCAUGGGAGCCGAGCUCAUUGAGAGUUCGCCUUUUGCUCGAGGCAUUAUUGAGAAGCUCGACAACGAACUCAGUCAGCUUCCUGAUGAGGAUCGCCCUGACUGGACCAUGCUAGCUGAACUGCUUGCUGAACCCUCCGCAUCCCGGAUCGGUGAUGCGGCUGUCUCGCAGCCCCUUUGUACAGCCAUUCAGAUCAUGAUGGUCGACAUUCUUCGGGCAGCCGGCGUACAGUUCCACACAGUUAUCGGCCACUCCAGCGGUGAAAUCGCUGCCGCUUACGCUGCCAGGUUCUUAACCGCCCGAGAUGCCAUCGUCAUCGCAUACUACCGAGGAUUACACUGCAAGAGAGCUGCGAGCCCGAACGGAGUGAAAGGCGCUAUGUUGGCCGCCGGAACCUCGGCAGAAGACGCUGCUGAGCUGUGCGAAGACGAGGACUUCGCCGGUCGUCUGGGCAUCGCCGCCGUCAACUCAUCAUCAAGUGUGACCAUCUCGGGCGACGAAGACGCCAUCGCCGAGCUCGAGGUCAUUCUUGAGGACGAGAAGAAGUUCAACCGACGUCUUAGAGUCGAUGUGGCCUACCACUCCAAGCACAUGCUCCCCUGCUUCGACCCCUACGUUGCGUCUCUCCAGCGAGCCGGCGUCAAGGCGCUUCCGGGAGACAGUCGGUGCACUUGGUUCUCGAGUGUCUUCAACGGCAGACCGAUUGAGUCGGGCGACAAGCUGAGCGAUGCGUACUGGGCGGAGAACAUGACGAGACCGGUGUUGUUCGCUCAAGCGGUACAAGCCGCCGCGUCUGCCACGGUCAUCCGAGGAGACGACACCCCUGCCGUUGCUCUCGAAGUUGGGCCUCAUCCCGCACUUGCUGGCCCGGCUUUGCAGAACAUCAGCGAGACGUUACAGAAGAAGAUCCCGUACCAUGGAACGCUCCAACGUGGCGGUGAUGCCACCUCUGCCGUCUCCGACUGCCUCGGAUUCCUCUGGAUGCAUCUCGAUAAAGCUUCGGUCAGCUUGAGUGGUUGUGAUGCCGCCCUCUUGGGAUACAGCCAGCAGCAACGUCAGUUCACUGUUCUUGGUGAUCUACCGAGUUACCAGUGGAAACACGAGACUGCCUACUGGGCUGAGUCGAGGAGGUCCCGCCGUAUGCGUCUCCGUGACCAGACAUACCAUCAACUUCUUGGAAACCUCUCUCCGGACAGCGCCGCUCACAUUUUGAGAUGGAAGAACGUCUUGAAGCCUAGCGAGAUGCCGUGGCUCGAGGGACACCAGGUCCAGGGUCAGAUUGUUCUUCCGGCUGCAGCCUAUGUCUCCACCGCCGUUGAAGCCGCUCGCUCCUUGUCCGGAGGCAAGACCAUACGUCUUAUUGAGCUCAGUAACUUCAACAUCCACAACGCCAUCACCUUCGACCAGGGAGACGCAUGCGUUGAGAUUCAGAUUGAACUUUCCCAAGUUUCCGUCAAGGCCAAACACGUCACCGCUACCUUCACUUACUCGGCUGCCUUGGGAGGUGACUCUGCCGACUUGGCGCUCGCCGCUGACGGCAAGCUGAGAGUUUCUCUAUGCGAAGACAGUGAUGCCAACGACUCAGCUUCAGCCCCCUCUCCUGUUCUGCCUGAGCGUCGCAUUCAGCCGCCCCACAUGAUUCCCGUCGAUUCAUCUCGUCUCUACGGCUUCAUGGCUGGCCUCGAGUACAACUUCUCCGGUGCCUUCCGAUCUCUCGUCAAGCUUGAACGAAAACUUGGCAGGGCGACUUGCGUUGCCAACAAGGCGAGAACAUCGGCCUCGGCACCUGAUGCAGAUGACCUCCUCAUCCAUCCCGUCGACCUUGACGCCGCAUUCCAGUCUGUCAUGCUGGCAUACAGCUAUCCCGGAGAUGACAGGCUUCGACUGCUCCAUCUGCCAUCCAGCAUCGACAAGGUCAGGAUCGAUCCCGCCGCGCUGGCUUCCAGACAGUAUACGGAUGAAGACACCACGCUGCUGGACUCCAUGUGCCCCAACUCUGGAGGCUCCGGUACUGCCAACGGAGAUGGAGAGAGCAGCGGAGGCUUUUCAGGCUGUGUCAGUAUCUACACGUCCGGCCUGUCGCGCGCAGCCAUCCAGGUUGACCAAGUCCGUUUCAAGCCCGUCGGCGCCUCUGACGCGAGCAACGACCGAGACGUCUUCUACAAGAUGCAUUGGGUGCCAAGCCAACCCGAUGGUUCGGCCGCAGCUGCCAACGUGCCUGUCACAGAUCUUGAUCGCGAUCUUGUCUUUGUUCUCAGCCGUAUCGCGGCGUUCUACUUGAGACAAUUCGAUGACACUGUCCCCCAGAACCAUCCUGCGAGAUCAGAGAGCCCGCUCUGCCACUACCUCAACUAUGCUCAGCACAUGACCAACCUGCUCAAACGUGGAGAGCACAAGUGGGCCUACAAGGAGUGGUUGAAGGAUACGGAACAGGACGUCCUUGAUCACGUCAGAGCUAAGGGUGUUAUGGACAACUCAGACGUCAGGAUCAUGCUUCUCGUUGGAAAGACCAUGCCUCGCGUCUUCAGAGGCGAAACAACCAUGCUCGAGCACUUCCGUACGUCUGGUCUUCUUGACGAAUACUACGCCAAUGGCUUCGGCACCAAGCAGUCGACCAUGUGGGUGGGCAGUGUCAUCAAGCAACUCACGAACCGGAACCCUCAUCUCAACAUUCUCGAGAUUGGUGCUGGCACUGGUGGUGCUACCAAGCGCAUUCUGGAUACUAUCGGGCACGACUUCAACACGUACACUUUCACCGACAUCUCCUCUAGCUUUUUCGAGAAUGCGGCCGAGACCUUCUCCGGUUGGAGUAACCGCAUGAUCUUCAAGGUAUGCAACGCUGAAGAUGACCCCGUCGCGCAGGGUUUCAAGCCCGGCACCUACGACGUCGUCGUCGCCUUCAUGGUCGUGCACGCUUGCGCCCGGCUAGGAGAAGCAGUGGCAAACCUGCGCAAGCUUCUCAAGCCAGGCGGAAUGCUCAUUCUCGGUGAAGGUGCCGGCGAUGGUGCCAUGCAGGCUGGUGCAGGCUUCAUCUUCGGGCCUCUGCCGGGCUGGUGGCGCGGUGUCGAGGAGGGCCGAACCCUUUCUCCUCUCGUUGACACCGCCGAUUGGGAAGUCAUUCUCCGGAACAACGGCUUCUCGGGUGUUGACACCAUGUCGCCGCCCAGACUCUUCGACGCCUUCGGCAUCACUCUCUUCGUCUCAACUGCCGUUGAUGACCGCAUCCAACUUGCUCGGGACCCUCUCACCGUUACCAGAAGUACCGUGUACGACAGGGUUAUCAUCCUUGGCGGGCAGACAACCAAGAUUGCCGCUCUGGCAGAUGGUAUUAGCGACGUGCUGAAGCCCUUCGCGAAGGAAAUUAUCGCGUUCAAGUCCUUGGAGCAGCUCGAUGAAACCGUGCUCGACACCAACUCCGUCGUUCUCAGUCUUGUGGACUUGGAGACCCCUGUGUUCAAAGACGUUACGCCAGAGCGAUGGUAUAACUUCCGCAAGCUAUUCGAGGGGGGCAAGGAUAUCCUUUGGCUCACUAGUGGGCGUCUUCAAGACGAACCAUACUGUAACAUGACAGUCGGCUUCGGAAGAUCGGCCAUGCACGAGGACGAAACCUUGCGCGUCCAGUAUCUUGACGUUCCAGACGCCAGCAAGGCCAGCGCCCAGCUGAUCGCCCAAUAUCUCCUUCGAUUCACCUCCAAGCAGCUUGAUGCCAGCGACAUUCUUUUCGUGAAAGAGCCGGAGAUUAUUAUCGACGACCAAGGCCGAGAGCUUGUGCCGCGACUGUUCCCGAUCGCGGAUGCCAACGACCGCCUCAACUCCGACUCGAGAUCCAUCUUCCGUGAAGUCGAUUCCCAAAAGUCCGUCGUUGAAAUGCAACAGCAGAACAGCGGCAGCGUCUGUCUUCGACAGCUUUCACGCUACGAGACGGCCGAAGGACUCGUGCCUUAUUCUUCAAGCAGAAAGACUAUCAAACUGCGCGUUACUCACGCCGUGUCAUCUGCUCUCCGAAGCCAAGCAGGCUAUCACUUCCUCGUGCUGGGCGUCGACGAAGCUGGUGCUCGACAUGUGUCGCUCGUCACCUCUCUGACUUCCGUGUUGAAGGCUCCUGUCGAGUCAACUGUGCGUUUCGAAGUCCCAGAUGGCUCCGAGACUGCUCAGCUGCUUCUUGUGGCCGCUGAGCUUUCUGCCAUGACCGUUGUGGAUUCGCUUCUCGCAGGCCAAAAGUUGGUCGCCCACAACGCCACGGAUGUGGUCGCGGAAGCACUAAUCUCUCAGGCUUUGUCCAAGGGCGUCAACGUGACGCUCACGACGGACUCCGAAGAGCCUUCUUCGUCCGCGGUACAUCAGCUGAAACUGCCGAGCUACCUGGAGCGCUCUGAAGUUGCCGAGAUGCUCCCUCGCGACGUCGCUUGCUUUGUCGCCUAUUCCACUGGGAUCGAGCCUUCGGAGACUGAGCUGACGAUGAUGUCUGUUCUUCCGCCGUACUGCCGCAGAGAAGACAAGCGCACCAUGUACUCCCCUCGUGGUGUGGAGAUCGGAUCCCCUGGGUCUCUCCUGGGACAGACAUUGCAGCGUGCUAUUGCCUCCAUCAAGAAACACAGCAGCAAGGGUCACAAUCUAUCUUCCCAAGUCAAGUCUGUUAACAUUGAGGCUCUUGCCAACGGAGAACUCCUAGGUAACCCCCUCGCGAUUAUCGACUGGACACCUUCGUCUGCCAGUCUAUGUGCGCGUGUUGCUCGCUUCGAAUCGAAGCAGCUGUUCAAGUCAAACAAGACGUACUGGCUGGUCGGCUUGUCCGGAGCAUUGGGCAUCUCCCUCUUCGACUGGAUGAUUGAAAGAGGCGUGAGACACCUUGUCAUCACCAGCAGAAACCCCAAGAUUGACCGACGAUGGGUUGAGGACCAUCAGCGUUGCGGUGUCAACAUCCACAUCAUGCCAUGUGAUGUGACAGACGAGGAGGCCAUCAGAGCCGUACACCAGAGAAUCGUCGACACUCUGCCGCCGAUCGUUGGUCUUCUCAACGGCGCGAUGGUUUUGAGAGAUGUUUCCGUGCGGAACAUGCAGUUCGACCAGGUGACGGACGUCACCAGACCGAAGGUCCUCGGCAGUAUCCAUCUAGACCGCAUCUUCCACGACGUCGACCUUGACUUCUUCGUCCUCCUGUCCUCCAUCAACUGCGUGAUCGGAAACGUCGGCCAAGCCAACUACGCCGCUGCCAACAUGGGCAUGAUUGGUGUUGCUGGCAACCGCAGAAAGCGCGGCCUCCGCUCGUCUGUUGUCAACGUCGGUGCCAUCAUUGGCAUCGGCUACAUCACGCAGUCGGAGCGCCAGCUUGACGUGACGGUCGCCAAGACGGCCAUGAUGCAUCUUUCAGAGCAGGACUUCCACCAGAUCUUCGCCGAGUGCAUGGAAGCCGGCCAUCUCGACAACCCUAACGGGCCGGAGAUCUCCACGGGUCUUCUUCCCAUCACGUCCGACAUGGCCAAUAUCCCGCCUUGGUACCAUGACCCCAAGUUCACACGCUUCCUCGUCCAGCAGUCAAUCUCCAACGGUGACGGCAAACAGGAGAAGACGAACUCGGCUUCCAUCCAGGACCUCCUCCGCGAGUGCAGAUCACGACAGGAGGUGCUUCAGGUUGUCAAGGAAGCGUACGGCACCCAGCUGCGUCGUAUGCUUCAGGUUUCUACCGGCGAUGAUGACCUGAUGAUGAUGCGGGGCGUCGAAUUGGGAUUCGACUCCCUUCUCUCGGUCGACGUCCGAUCGUGGUUCCUGAAGAACUUCCAAGUUAGCGUCCCCGUCCUCAAGAUCAUGGCCAACGAUGUCCGCAUGUCUAGCCUGGUAGACCUGGCCGUUGAAGGUAUUCCAUCCGAGCUGGUUCCUCAACUCCAGCAAGACGGCCCUCAGAGCCCCAAUCCCAACAGCAGCGGAAGCAGCAGCAGCGGCGAGGAUUCGAGCAGUGUCCUUCCGAAGUCCACCGGCAGCAACGACCUGUCCUCAGGAGUCACCACACCCCCAGAGUCGACAUUUGAUGUUGAACCAAAGGUCACCAGCAGCCUUCUUGUCGAGUGGACGGCUGAGACGACUCCCCCUGAGCCCGACACCUCAGUUCCCGACCUUAGCAGCGCCCCCGCUCCCAAGGCGAACCCGGAAGUCGUACUCUUAACCGGUUGCAGCGGUCUGCUCGGACACCACCUCCUCAACUCGCUCCUCGCACAACCAUCCGUCCGCAAGAUCAUAUGCGUUGCUGUUCGUCGGCUACCGGAGCGUCUCGAGACCAAGCGACUCCCCUCAGCAGGCGGCCGCGUCGUCUACCACGAGGGCGACCUCUCGCAGUCCCGCUUCGGUCUUCGCGAAGACGAGUGGGCCGACAUCUUCGGCGAAGUCGACGCCGUCAUCCACAACGGCUCCGACACGUCCCACCUGAAGUACUACUCAGCCCUCCGACAAGCCAACGUCGAGUCCACGCGUCAGCUCGUUGGGGCUUGUCUGCGACGCAUGGUCCCCUUCCAUUACGUCUCCUCGGCCGGCGUGGCUCUCUUUGCCGGGCUCGAGGCUUUCCCUCCGACCUCGUGCACGGGAACAGGCAAGACGCCCCCGGCGGACGGCGCGCAUGGGUACAUGUGCGGUAAGUGGACUUGCGAGAGGAUGCUUGAGCGCCUGAUGGAACGACACCCUCAGCUGCGAGUCGUCGUCCAGCGUCCGUCGACAAUCAUCCGCGAAGGCGACGAUGCCGAGACCGAUGAGGCUGGGCUUGAUUGGGUCAACUCGCUGCUGCACUACGCCCACAAGACCCGAACGGUACCGCGGGUUGAGUACAACGCCGGCGCGUUCGACCUCGUUUCCAUCGAGACGUGCUGCGACGAUGUCAUCCGGGAGUUGCUCAGGGACACCGUCAAGUGUCCCGCUAAGACGGACAAGGGCAUUACCUUUGUGAACAACGUCGGCGAUAUCAUCAUUCCCAUGUCGGGCAUGGCGGAGAUUGGAUUGAGGCAGACGGGCAAGAAGUAUGACGUGCUGCCGAUGGAGCAGUGGACUAGGGCAGUUGUGGCAGCGGGCAUGCACCCGGCCGUGGCUGCUUUGAUUGAGACUUUUGACGAGCCUGGAGUUGACAAGUACCCGAGACUGCUCAGGGAGGUGGAGGCUUGA